AUGCCAUACUCACAACAUACGACCAUGUACGUCUCAACGAUUCCAGCCCACAAACCAGAAAUUCCGCCGCCGGACUCAACCUCCGAUGAGCUCGCUCCCCUCUCUUCCUCUCCUCCACCUCCGUUGACAACACCAACGUCAAUAUCGCUGCCCGACUUACCCGAGGAUGUCUUUCUCUUGGUCUUGACAGACCUUUCCGCGUGGGACGUCGUGUGCUGCCAGCGUGUCUCCAAGUCAUGGUGCGCCGUAUUCUCCAGAGACGAAUACAUCAGGUUCGUGCUGCAAUCGUAUCCGCGCGCCAGAGAGGUCCGGUCUCUUCCACCCGGGACCCUGCAUCUGCAUUCUCCCUGCCAAUCACAAGGCUCGCGGGACUGGAAGGCCGUCCUCGCCACAGUUGCCACGCGGUACCACCACCUCGCCCAAGGCACAGCGAGAGUGGUCGACAGAUAUCCCAUGGCUCCGGUUGAACAAUUAGGCGACUGGUUCCCCGUGGGCCAGUGGGAUUACCACGAAAGCCAGCCAGGAGGUCGGCUCUACUAUGAGACAGCGGCCAGUCACCUGAGUCGUGUUGGCACUAAGCCUUACCUCUUUAGACCGACCCUGUGGUCUUACGAUGACGGUCUUUUGGUCUUUGCGCCAGCCGAGUGCAAUGAAGAUGGCUACUUCCCGCAGAUCCUGGCUUUGUUGGAUGUUGAGACUGGCCACAAGUAUCCCAUCCCCUUUGACGUUCGAGGUAAGAUCAUCCGAAAUCUGCGCCUGAAAGAGCAUACCUUGAUCGUGGAAUGGGCCGAGAAGGACCCUUUCCACAACCUCAAUGCCAUGGAGCAAGUCAACCGGCAUUUUGCAAAUUGUUUCGACGUCCGGCGUACUUCCGGACGUGACAAGUCCUGGGAGGUGACCUGGCGUUCAGAAUGGAAGAUGCAUUUUCUCGGGUUGCCGCCCAAUUAUCACGACCGCUUCUUCUCGACCCACACUGCCUCCCAUUAUGCCGUGUAUUUCUGGCAGCCCAAUCGGAGCAUGUACACAGGGGACGAGGAGCUGCCCAUUGAGUCGCUCUCGGUCUGGGACAUUUCUAGUCCCUCGCCGUACAGACCUUCGACGGAUCCGUCUGGCAAAUUCCUCCCCACCGGGAAAGCCGGCCCGUAUAUCGUGUCGAGGUUUUCUUUCAGACAGAUGGAUCUAUUUGGCAUCCGUCAGCGCGCCAGCGUCGCCCUGAUGUCUCUCCACCUGGACUCGGAAACCCUGUCCCUCACGGUGCGCGAGAACGUGGGCGUGGCCGGCCAGGGCUACUUUGACCCGGCGGAGCGACUGUGGUGUGCCAAGACGACCACGUUCCCCUUCCUCGGCGAGGGCCCCAGACUCUUUAGAGAUUGGGACGGCAAUCUGCCUCCUUACCGCGGCCAUUGUAGCAUGGAGACGGCCGACGUGGAAGAAAGCGAGCGGUGGUUCCUGCCCAUCAUGGACGUGGUCGACACCGACGCCGGCGUCAGACUGAGCCUGGUCGAGACGUGCUUCUCGGGCCAGAGUGCGGACAACAGGCUAGUCGUGCGUAUCAAGGUCGACGCCGCCACUAACAAAGACUUUGCGGCCCUCGGGGAGGCUGCGCUCGGCUGGGCCACCCUCGACGACGACUUGACACGGGAAGUCUCCUUUAUGGGCCGCAUCGCCGGCGACGAGCGGUGGCUGAUUGGGCAGAACGAGCGCAUGGAGAUGGUGGUCAUGAAGUUUUGA
This is a messenger RNA of Fonsecaea nubica, 1731 nucleotides long. RefSeq lists its product as hypothetical. The coding region runs from base 1 to 1731 and encodes 576 amino acids. Gene Ontology annotation, molecular function: protein binding. The record is from RefSeq and is a predicted model, not a curated record. The transcript has a single exon. NCBI's taxonomy places the organism in Eukaryota, Fungi, Ascomycota, Eurotiomycetes, Chaetothyriales, Herpotrichiellaceae.